AUGAAGACUUGUGUGCUGAAAGCUGGAUUUAUUGGAGCCUUUUUCAUUUUUAUUUACAUCUUCAUUUACUUCUCUGCAAGUUGGAGGUCAAACUCCUCUUCUCACUCCUCUUCUGAUGGAUUCAAGGAUCAAGAAGUUGUGAAGAGGAAACUUGACAGGAUAGAACACACCCUAAACAAGCUAAGUGAGUUCAAUGUCAAAAACAACCUACGAGAUGUAAAGGAGUGUCUAUAAAUAUAAUAGCGAGGUAACUUGUGAAAAGUGAUAAGAGGAACCAGUUUGUUGAGAUAUCUUGCACAUGAAAGACCCACUUAGCUGAGAGAGUUUAAGUUUAAACAGAAAGCCUUAAUAAAAUGUAAAUUAAAUAUGUAAACUGUCUUUCCCAGAAAGCCUCAUCCACCAUUUAGCACGUCCAUGUUGUUGAGUUUUAGUGCAAUGAUUUAAAUCUGGGGGAGUCCUCUCUGGACAUUUCUGAUCAUUUUAGGACAGCCUGUGUCCUCUUUUAACUGCUGAAGGUGGUGGACUACAAGUUGCUUCAGAUUGUAUUCAGAUUAAAGGCACUGUGUGGAGUUUUCACGAUCAUUUUGUUGAUCAACAAGCACCAUCUCCCACAGUCACCCACUCAAAUAGGCAAAUGAAUGAAGUACAGACCCCAAUUCCAGUGCAGUUGGAACAUUGUGUGAAAUGUGAAUUAAAAACAGAAUACAAUGAUUUGCAAAUCCAUUUACUCAAUUGAAUACACGACAAAGACAAGAUAUUUGAUGUUCAAACUGAUAAACUUUAUUGUUUUUUGCUAAUUUUCAAUCAUUUUGAAUUUGAUGCCUGCGAUAUGUUCUCGAAAAGCUGGGAUAGUGUCAUGUUUACCUCUGUGUAUCAUUUUGCACUUUAUAAUAGGCUACAUAUUUUCAAUGGGAGACAGGUCAGGACAGACAGGCCAGUAUAGUCCCUACCCUCUUUGAUAAAGUCACGCUGUUGUCUUGAUUUUGUCUUGCCGUAAUAAGCAGAGACGUCCCUGAAACAGACAUGGCUUAGAUGACAGCAUAUGAUGCUCCUAAACCUGUGUGUACCUUUCACCUGUACCUUUAACUGUUGGACUAUUUGCUCACGCAGUUGUUGACAAAGUGACAAACCUUGCCCCAUCCUUGCUUGUGAACGAUGCUUCUUUUAUACCCAAUCAUGAUACUCACUUGUUUCCAAUAAACCUGUUCACCUCAGAAAAAGAUCCAAACAGGUGUUUUUGAGCAGUCCCCAAUUUUUCCAGUCUUUUGUUGAACCUCUCCCAGCCUUUUUGGGAUUGGGGUUUGUACAAUCCAAGAUUGCCUACUGCCCAGACAAAGUUAGCACCCCUACCAGAUAUAAAGUAUUGAAAAACCUAGAGCUCAAAAUAACAAAUAGAAAGAGGCAAAAAAAAAUUUCUAGUGAAUUAAAUUGAUGAUCUCCAUUGUCAAUCCCAUCUAUCUUUUUAUGAACAUUUCCUUCAAAGCAAAGCUAAUCCAAGAACCUCAUCAGAAGAGCGCCUCCGAAGAACUUUUAACAAAUGUGGGCGCAGAAAAAGAGAAGGUUGUUUUCCCCAAGUUAUAUCCACACUCCAUCCUGUUUGCUAAAUGGGGCGAUGGCCUGUCGGAGGGGGAACAAAAGGAGGCUGAAGCUCUGUUUCAUCUUUACGGAUACAACGCCUUCCUGAGCAAUCAGCUGCCAUUAGACAGGAGCGUUCCUGAUACAAGAGACAGCAGGUAACCUUUUGACCAGACGGCCACCACAGAUGACAAUGAGCUAAGAAUUACCCGUGAUUUUACAUCUUUCUCACAUCAUAACAGGUGUCAAACAAGGAAGUACUCAAAGGACCUGCCGAGCAUCAGCGUGGUGCUGAUCUACGUAAACGAAGCUCUUUCUGUCAUUAAAAGAGCAGUAAGAAGUAUCAUCAACAGAACACCAAAGCGCCUGCUAAAGGAGAUUAUUCUGGUCGAUGACUGCAGCACAUACAGUAAGUUUAACCAUGUAUUCUGACAAACAUCUCUCCUAACCUCAAGGAAAAAGCACUUACUACCACUCAGCAUCACUACAUUUUCAAAGCUUUUUCAAUGAUUUGUAUGGCUUUCAUAGUCAUCCAUACCCCUUAAUCUAUAGAUUUAACUGCGAUCUACAUUUUCAGAUGACCUCGGACAACCUCUAGAAGACUACAUCAGUCAGAUUAACAAGGAGCAGCCUGGACUAGUUAAGAAAAUCCGACAUUUGCAUCAAAUGGGCCUGUCCCAGUCCAGGCUCACGGGUUGGGAGCACGCUACAGCAGAUGUUGUUGCCAUAUUAGACGCCCAUAUCGAAGUCGCAGAAGGAUGGUACGUAAAGUUGAGUUUAGAGUAUACUAUUUAAAUUUCAUCUCACCCUUGAUAACCUUUCUUCUUCCUCUUCUCUUCCCUUAUUGUCUUGUCAAAACUGUCAGUAAUGUCUCAGGCUCACAAACAGGGCUUAUGCACUACCAGCAGAGGUGGAAAAGUUGAUGACAAAUAGAACCCAGUUAACUGUUAAUCUUCAAAACAAAGACAUAUACUUCCUUAAAAGUUAAGGAUGGCUUAUCCUCUGAGAUUACCUGGCCCUCACUAUGAGAUUUAAUCCAAACGCAUCAUAAAAAUCCACCGAUUACUUCCAGUCUUUCAAAGUCAAAUUGUCUGUGAUUAGUCCUCUUUCUCAAAUUCACAUCUUAACUGGAGGUCAGCUCAACUCAGUCUAAACCUUCAUUGUUGCACCAGGUCCUGCAAUGAAAGUCAAGUAAUAUCUUUCAAAUUGUCUUCUUCCUAUGUCUGGCAUGAUUACACAAAGACGAUACGUCAGCAGUGGGAUUAUGCUGUGAAAACAUCAUCAUUAUUAUCACAGUUAUCACAUUGUCAAGAUCAGUGCCGCCUUUAAAUGCCCUGAGGGACUAUCCACAGUGCCAGUGAUAAUACAGAAGAAAAUAAACAAAUGGUUGCAACAGUACCGCUUUUAAUGACCUCCUCUUGAGGUGAUUAUGCUGUUCCUCUCCGGUUUCCUCUCCAGGGCAGAACCUUUGCUGGACAGGAUCAGAGCUGACAGGACGGUUGUGGUGUCUCCUGUGUUUGAUAAGGUCCAUUAUGACGAUCUUCACGUGGAGGGAUAUAUCUCAGCCUCCCAUGGCUUUGACUGGGCUUUGUGGUGCAUGUAUGAAAGCUUUGACCAAGACUGGUAUAAGAUGGAGGACGACUCUCAGCCGGGGAAGUAUGUAAAACUUUCUCCUCAGGGUUUGGUUAAACCUUUAGUCCUUUGAGAUUGCAUAAAGUUUUAUUGCCACAUUUGUAUAUUCAGACUUUUGAAGUAGUGCUUUAAAUCCUGCGACAUUCAUCCCAUGAUUCAUCCUAAUCUCAGUUAUGUUUACACUUAAUCUGUUGGUUUGCAGGGAUGCACAACAUCCUGAAAUAUAUGCAGAUACACUAGUUACAGACAAAACUAUGAUUGCCUUGAUGUGGUGAUCCGAAAUAUGAAAAACGUCUCAUCUUACCCCACUCUCCCCUACUAAGACAUUGACUAUCAAAGGCCUGUGUUUCCCAGGAGCCCCUCUGUCAUGGGAAUUUUUGCAGCAGACAGAAACUUCCUUGGAGAAAUUGGUGGGCUUGAUGGAGGGAUGACAGUUUACGGAGGAGAAAAUGUUGAACUUGGGAUCCGUGUGAGUACCAAAAAGCAGUUAUCUUACCGUGAUGCAUUGUUAAAAUUGUUAAUAGUUGAAGAUCUGCAACCCUACCAAUCACCACUGGAUUUCUGCCCGCAGGUGUGGCUGUGUGGAGGCAGUGUGGAGGUGGUGCCUUGCUCAAGAGUGGCUCACAUUGAGAGAGUGUUUAAACCGUAUGCACCUGAUCUGGACUCUGCCAUGAGGAGAAAUGCCUUGAGGGCUGCAGAAAUCUGGCUGGAUGACUACAAGAAGAACGUGCUUGUUGCCUGGAACCUUCCUCUAAAGGUCUGAGGUGGCCCCUAGAAGUGAUUUUGAACCUAUGCAGUGGUCUCCACUACAGAGUCAUAUUUGUUUUUAAUGUGGGUGGAGAUUUAGGGUCCUAGUUAAGGGCAUUUAGGCUUAAGGUCCUUACACACCAGGGCUGACGCAAAUAAAGAAUGUGAAAUUACGUAAUAUUUGGAGGAGAAUUUUGACGCGCCUGACUGUACACAUCAAGCCCGAUGUGAUUUUGCGACUUUCUGGGGGGAAAAAAGACGCGUCCCGGGUGGAAACGAGAAGACUGACACAACAGCAGACUGAGUGUUUUUCAGUUCUGAUUAGACACUAGUGUUGAGAUGGCUUUCUGUCAUGAUAGCAUGUACUGAGUCGGGGCCAGUACCAGAUAAGCACAUGAAACUAUAAUCCAUAAACAUAAGGAAACAACCGAGACCUAAUGGUGCUGUGACAGCAACAUAAUUAAGUGGAAAUGCUGAUUAAGCAUUUCCACUUAUUGUUAUUCUCCUAUUUCUUUAUUAUUAUUAUUAUUAUUAUUAUUCUUCCGUACCUUUUUUGCAACUUUUCAACUCCUCCAUACUUUGUCCGAUUUCAACCGUUCAACUUUUAAACUAUUCCUCUCCUUCAGGAAUAGUGCGGAUGUAUUUUUCACUUUUCAACCCCUUAUACUUUUUGAUAUUUUUGACUUUUUGUGCAAAAAAUUUUCCCAUUGAAAUGAAUGGGGAAAUCUUCAAAUUCUGCCUUUUACUCCUCCACCUUCUCAGCCUUAUAACUUCAGCAUACUUUCACCUAGAGACCUCAUUUUUGCUUCAAAAUGUUCACAAUCUUCUCCUCCAAAUAUGCUGUAUUGACUUUUUUGUGCUAUCUCCUACAGUUUUUCCACAAUUUAGCUUUAAGCAACUUGUGGUUUUCAGCAAAUUUCAAGCUUUAUAAUGGGUGUGUAUUGGAGAGUUUAGAGUGAUGAUGUCAUCAGCUAGAGCGCAGACCUCGUCUCUGAUCGACAGAACCUCGCUCGAAUAUAUCGCUCCCACGCCCACAAAUCUCACUCCACAGCCAUAAAUAAUACAUCAAAAUGGAGGUAUAUGUGUCCUGCUUCUCACAAAAGAGGUUUCAAAUCAUUAAAUCGUACCCCUUGGCCAGCAGGUGACCAACUGUCCAAAAAAGGCGGAAAUCUCUCCCAUUGACCAUAAUGUUAUUUUUCUCCAAGAAAAUCCGGAUCAUCGCUCAGGCUCAGACUUUUUUAACUCGCUGUUGUGGCCUCAUUUUUCGAAGUACAGACAUGAAAAACACAUCAUUGUGUUCAUGAAGGACGGAGGAUUCGUACGAUGUUCUUAUUUUCAUUCUGGGACUUAAGGAAAUCACGCUAUGUGAAGAAGUUCACAGGCUGAAAUUCACUGCAGUUCAGCACCUCUCAGUCAAACAGUUGGUUAGUGAUUUGCCUUUGAUCUCACAGCUGUUUAGGAUGCAGUCAUUAACGAGACACACACACACACACACACACACACACACACAUUCUUGUACUUGUUGCUUUAUGAGGUCUACCUUGCAGUUCAGCUGCUUGUACACACAGUUAAUAUGUGUCUGCUUCACCACCUAUCUCCACCCACAAACUUUGAGCUACAGAAACCAUUCUGGGCUUGAAAAAGUAAUUGAAAAAAUACUGCUGACAUGACUACUAGUAUCACGACUUGACUUCUUAUCAUACUACUUCUAGUACUACAAUUUAAACUUAUGCCACUUCUCACCUUCCUGCCUUUUAAGGCAAUUUCCUUCUUCAUUCAAACUUUGUGCAAUUUUCGACAUUUUUCUAGCCUCUUUCAGCAUGAAUAAAAUUUCCUUUUAUAGAGCAUAUUCAUACUAUUUGUCCUUCAACCAAUUAAUCAAUUAUCCAACUUAUAUUUCUGUUCACCCCUUCAACAGCUUUAACAUUUAUACCUUUCUCCAUGUUUUAUUAGCAGUUUAGCAUUGCUUUUUCAGCUUUCAGCACUCAGCAUUUCCACGCAUUUUCUGCAAGGAAAUGCAAUUUUUCUAGUUGAGUUUGAGACAGUGAAAAUACAUAUGGUAUGUUGUACCUGAACAGGUUAGCUUACGAGCUAAAGUUACUUAGCAUAGAUGAAAGUUAAAAAAAAGACAUUUAGCAAACUGUAAAAGCACACAAACCAUCGUCAUAUGAGAAAUCCGACGCUAUGACUCGCCACAAGUUGUCCUUCAGGUCGUUAUCUUUGUAAUGUUUGUGUUUUUAUCAAAAAGCACUCUGUUCUCCGACACAUAAACAAUCACCCAGUCGGCCAUGUUGGAUAUACCGGUGAAUCUGACGUCACAACAACACGCAAUCUGAUUGGUCCAAAGUGGACACACAGUAUGCAAAACUUUAGAAAAAUCCACCAUGAAAUAAAAGCGGCAAUAUCACUGGACGGGAAAACGUCGCUGAUGUGAACACUUGUAUUGACAGGAUACGGGUUCGGAAAAAAAAUACUGACUUCCUGGUGUGAAAGGACCUUAACUGUCACAGUUGUGGUCUACCAGGACAUUCACGCAGUCGUUUUUUCAAAUCACUGCAUUACUUCACUGCUUGUGAUUUUUUUCUGUGUUAAAACAAAAUGACACAUGAGCCAGUUUGAUGUGAAAAGCUGUCCUCAAAGUGACCCUUACCCCUCUUCUUUUUGUAUUUAUACAUUUAAACAUUGCUCUGCUGAUCCACAAUCUGACUCUAACUUUGUCAAACAGAAUCACGGGAUUGACAUCGGUGACGUGUCAAAGAGGAAGAAACUCAGAGAAAAGAUGAAAUGUAAACCCUUCCAGUGGUACCUGGAUAACGUUUAUCCAAGUCUGGCACCAUGGGACAACCUUUUGGGGUACGGUUUGGUAAGAGUAAUUUUUUAAGUCAAUACUGUGUUGAUAUAUAUUUAAGAGUUUUAGAUCAGGGAGCCUGGACUACAGCCACAGCAAUUUCAGGUUUUCUGUAACCUACUUUAUGGAGCCAGAUCAGGCUCAAAAGUAUUGAAAAAGUAGUGCAAGUGAAAAAAUUAAAAGUGAAGUGAAAAAAUAAGAUUUGAACCUGAAAAAAAUAAAAUGGUACCUGAAAGUCUUGAAUUUCGAAAUUGAACUUUGAAAAAUCCCAGAAUGCAUGAAAAAAAUCUGUUCAAAUGUAACUUUGAUUCUGUUUUUUAAUACUUUUGAAUAAAUUACUUAUUUCUAUUUUUCACUUCAAUGUAUAUUUCGAUCUUUGAGUACUUUUUUUUUUCGAUUUAAUUUUAUUUAUUUAUUUCAGAUUCAGAUCUUAUUUUUACGGAUUCAAAACUUUUUUUUCGGUUUCAGAUUUUUUUUUUUCAGAUUCAGAUCUUCUUUUUUCAGAUUCAACUUGAAAAGUUUCAGGUUGACUUUUGAGCCUGUUUUUCCGUGGGGGCGGGCCUCGACUGAGAGGGGCACGGUCUGCCAUGAGUGACAGGCCUCCCCCUCCUUCCCCACCCCAUCACCCUGCGUUCAGGAAGUGGCAUGAAUACACAUUAGUUUAGCCUACGAUUAGGCUGUAUUGGCUGAAUGAGAUCGUGUUGGUUCGUUCCACUUUAGUGGUGCAAUAUAAACUGUGAUUCAUUAAAAAGCUCAAUUGAUAGUAAGUACUAAAAAAAUAUAUCUACUCAUGUCACCCUGUCCAUUUUUAGUAAUCAGUGUUUCGGUGUCGAACUAUUUCCCCUCUGCGGCGUAGUGAUACUUGCACACACGCAAUCGAAUAUGCAGGGGGUGAAGCGAUUUUUGUCACGUGGACCAAUAGGAGCCGAGUCUCGUUGCCUUAGCAUCAGAAAUACACAAACAUGGCGACGACCGCAUCUCGCAGCGAGACAAGCGAAGAGGAAGAAAAGAAAAGGAACAAAAGAAAACAGCCUUUAAACGUGCAUAAAAAGGAGCGAAACGAUGUUAUAUGCAUCUGUCCAGAGUGAAGACGUUCUCCACUUUACAAGGACACGUCGGGAAACUUACAGAACUAGUAUUAGAAAGUGGCUUUCUGUACAGGGUGAGACAAAGGACCUUGCAGAAACUUUGCGUUGAUAUCGACUUUGACAAUGUUCCUGAUGACACUGGGUUUCACAUAACAUGCUACAAGCGAUUUAUUUGCAAAAGGGGUUUGAGAAACAAGAACGUGAUGCAGCCGCGGGUCAGUCAAACCCUUAACGCAGCAUCGCCGAUGCAUCCACAUCCACGGCAUCGGAAACUCCGCGAAAGAAACUUGGCUCGAGGUUUUAGGCUGUAUUGGGACAAAGGAAAAAGUGCCUAGAAAGUGAAUUUCGUUCAAAUACGCUGGUGCUACUUGUUCAAUGCAUUUUUGCAUAGACAAUACCAUUCAUCCAUACCAUCCGCGGCUGCAUCACGUUCUUGUUUCUCAAAGCCGCGAUGCAUAAAACAUCGUUUCGCUCCUUUUUAUGCACUUUUGAAGGCUGUUUUCUUUUGUUCCUUUUCUUUUCUUCCUCUCGCUGCGAGAUGCGGUCUUUCUUCUUCUUCUUCUUCUUCUAGUUUAACGGCAGUUGGCACUCUUGUGUACGGUGCAUUACCGCCCUCUUCUGGCAAUUCUUAUGCAAAACCCCCUGUGCACCACCCUUUCCCAUCUCAUUCACUCACACUUUCAUACUCCUACUGACUAAAUCCUAUCAAUCAACCCCGUCACCCUUAAAAACUCGACUAACACUCUCACAUGUGCCCUGUCCCCCAUCUGUAAUACUCCCUUUAGUGUAAAGUCCUGCAUACCCAAUUCCCUCAACUUACUUCUCAUCUCUCCCCUUUCCAUCUCAUAUCUCCUACAACCCAUUAGUACAUGCUCCACUGACUCCUCCACCUGACAUCCCUCACAUAACCCAGUCUGGUGUUUCCCUAUCAUUUUCAGUGUUUUGUUUAAUGCGCAAUGACCCAACCUCAACCUUAUCAAUGCUGACCCUUCCUUUCUCUGUCCACUACCCAACCUCCUAACUUUAACACUUUCUUGAAUCUUAUAAAGAUGCCUUCCUCUCUUCUCACCCUCCCAUUUCUUCUGCCACAUUUGAAUAAGCUUUUCCCAUAUCAUACUCUUAACUUCCGCUUUACUUAACCUAACAUUCAGCUCCACUGAUUCCUUCCCUACCGCCUCCUUAGCCAUCACGUCUGCCUUCUCAUUUCCUUCCACCCCUAUAUGUGCUGGAACCCAUAAAAAACUGAUCUGACCCCCCUGCUGUACUAUUCUUGUUACUGACUGUAAUAUUUCAUAUAAUAAACCCUGACGGCUGCUUGAAUGGAAUGAUCUAAUGCUAGCUAAAACUGAUGCUGAAUCCGUGCAUAUAACUACCCUCUUUACUCUAACUUUUUCCACCCAUUUCAGUGCAAUCAUCACCCCCAACAUCUCCACUGUGUUUACCGCUAGACCGUCUGAUGUCCUUCUAUUGAUUUCAAUUCCUCUCGAUGGCACCACUACCCCUAAUCCUGUCACCCCCGUCUCAGGUUGUUUUGCCCCAUCCGUGUAUACCUGAACAAAUCCGCUAUAUUCUUCCCUCAGGCGCUGAUUAACUACGCUGACCAAGCUUACCUGUCCUCCCUCUUUCCUUUUCUUUCCCAUUACACUCCAAUCCACUGUUGGCCAUAUCAUUCUCCAUGGUGGCAUUGCUGGAUACACUAUUGUUAGGUCUACCUCCAUCUCCCCCACCCCAAGCUCUGCUGUUAUUCUAUUCCCCAUCCUACCAAAAUGCUCCCUCUUACCUUUCCCCUCCUCCCAACACUCCUCUAUCACUCCUUUUGUGGGGUGGGUACCACUGCUGCCCUUUAAACUAACCCAGUAGUUUGCUAUGAGAUGUUUGCGCCUCAGGCAUAGCGGCAUCUCACCCAACUCCACCUGUACUGCCGGCACUGGUGACGUCCGGAAGGCCCCACUACAGAUCCUUAAUGCACUUGUCUGGAUCGUAUCUAGCUUUCCUAAAAGGGACUUUGCUGCUGAUCCAUAAACUAUACACCCAUAAUCUAUAACUGACCUAAUCAUAGCUACAUAUACUGUUUUUAAUGCAUCACAGCUCGCCCCCCAUUCUCUGCCUGCAAGACACCUCAUCACAUUCAACACUUUCCUGCACUUACCCUCUACCCGCUUGAUAUGAUCUGCCCAGGUUAACCUCUUAUCAAAUACCACCCCCAAAUACUUAAAUGCCUCAACCCUCUCCAGUUGCCUACCAUACAUACUCAAUGACACAUCUACUCCCACCCUCUUCCCGGUAAAAAUUAUAGUUUGAGUCUUCUCUACUGAAAACCUACACCCCCAAUCUAAUCCCCACUCUGUCACCCCAUCAAUCGCUGUCUGCACCUUAGUGACUAAAUGUUUGGUGUUCCUCCCUCUCUUCCACAGUGCUCCGUCAUCUGCAAACAGUGAGCUUCCUAUAUCUGCUGGUACCUCUGAAAAAACAUCAUUAAUCAUGAUAAGAAACAAUAGUGGGCUAACUACGCUCCCCUGGGGAGUGCCGUUCCUUACUUCAUAUUUACUAGAUAUUUCUGACCCUAUUCUAACUUGAAUCUUCCUAUCAUUCAAAAAGUCCUUUACCCAAUUAAAAACUCUGCCCCCAAUCCCCAUCCCCUGCAACUUAAUCAGUAAUCCUUCCUUCCACAUCAUGUCAUAUGCCUUCUCUAUAUCAAAAAACACUACCACUACAGAUUCCUUAUUUGCCUGCGCCUUCCUCACCUCACUUUCUAGUCUCACCACUGCGUCCAUUGUGUUCCUACCUUUUCUAAAUCCGCUUUGGCAUCUCGCCAGCGUACCUCUCUUUUCAAGCACAUAUGUCAAUCUCUCUGUUACCAUUCUUUCCAUAAUUUUACAAAUGUUCGAAGUCAAAGCUAUUGGCCUGUAGCUAGAAGGAGAGCAUGGGUCCUUACCUGGCUUCCUGAUCGGUACUACCUCUGCUUCCUUCCAUACACUCGGUAGCCUUCCCUCCUCCCAUACCUUAUUAUACAAUUCUAACAUCCUGUUCAUCCCCUUUUCCCCUAAAUUUUUCAGCAUUACAUAGCUUACCUGAUCUCCCCCUGGAGCUGUAGGCUUUGCCUUCCUAACCGCUCUCACAAGCUCUGCCAUAGUAAAUCUGGUGUCUAUCUCCCCCCUGAAUCCGUCCUCCUGUCUAGAGCACCUGGAUAUCUACUCUGAGUCAUCUCUCUUCUCCUCUUCCCCUCCAUUGUCAGAUUGUCUACACUAUGCACCUUUGCAAAUGCCCUGGCUAUCAUCUCAGCCUUUUCCUUAUCAUUUACUGCUGUCUCUCCUUCCUCUGUAAUUACAGGAUAUUCCCACUCCCUCCUGUCCCCUCCCAUCUUCCUUAUCAUACCCCAUACUUCUCCUACUGGUGUUGUUCUCCCUAUACCAUUACAAAACUGUCUCCAACUCUCCCUCUUUGUGCGUCGAACUACUCUCCUCACCAAUGCUUGUGCUCUCUGAUAUUCUAACAGACUUGCCAUAGUAUGGUUUUGUUUAAUCUUUCUGAAUGCUUUAUUUCGGGCUUUCACUGCCUUGCUACACUCCUCUGACCACCAUGGAACUAACUUCCUGGUCCUCCCAUUUCUGCUCCUCGGAAUAGCUUGAGUUGCUGCUGUGAUUAUUGCUGUUGUAACACUAUUGUUGACUUCUUCCACAUCCCUGUUUGUAUCAACUACCUCCAGUAGACCCUCACUCACCUCCCUAAAUUUAUUCCACUCUGCUUUACUAUACACCCAUUUCCGGAGCCCCCUACCCGCCCCCACCUCCACUCUUCCCCCUACUGUACACAUGAUUAAAUAAUGAUCACUACCUAGCGACUUUCCUGACAACACUUCCCAUUUACUGACUCCUGCCAAACUUGCUGAUACCAAUGUAAUAUCUAUAGCUGACUCAUUUCCUGUUCUGACAUCUAUUCUAGUCCCUCUCCCAUCAUUUAAACAUACUAAUUCCCUCUCCUCCAUUAGCUCCUCAACUACCCUACCAUCUACAUCUGUGUGUUUCCCACCCCACAAAGUGUUAUGUGCAUUAAAGUCUGCGCACCAGAUAACCUUUCGUCUAUCAACCCCUUUUAUCCUAACUAACCUAUCCAAUAUUAACCUCCCCCCUGGAUUAUAGUAGUUAACUAUAACCACCGCCUCCCCUCCCUCCCACAACUCUACCACUAUAUAUUCCUGCUCUUCCCCACUUUCUAUCAACCUAUAAGAAAUACCCUGCCUAAUAAAUAUUGCGCACCCUCCUCUUGCUUCUUCUUCACUCCUAUCCCUCCUGAUUGUCAUAUACCCACUAACCUUAAAAUCUAAGCUAGGUUUCAAAAAAGUUUCCUGAACACAAACUACGUCUGGCUGUAUCUUCAUCUUCCUUAUAUAGUGUUUCAUCUCCUGUCCAUUAGCCAUCAGGCUCCUAGCAUUCCACUGCAGCACCCGAACCAUGAGCAUGAGGUGACUUUCCUACCUCCUGGCUUCGACUCUGGUUCUUAAUCUCUGCCUCUAUCUCCUCCCACUUUAGUCCUUCCAUCCCCAGAUGAUCGGCUGCUGCCUUCACAAUAUAUUGUAUAUUGGUGGUCUUAGAUGUAGACUUGCUUGUUGAGUUGAUAGCUGCCACAAUAAAUACUAUUAACUGCCUUUUGUCUAUCCCUAUCCUAUCCUGAUCUGACUGCUCUCUCCCCAACCCCCAAGUCCCCUUUCUUCCACCACCCCCUGUCUCCUCUACUCCCUGUGACCUUUCCUCCCUCUGUCUUACCAUCUUUGCUGCCUCUGCAUAACUUAUCUUAUCUAGCACCCUGAUUUUCUGAACUUCUGCCUCCCUCUUCAUAACUGGACAACCCCCAAACGUGACACUAUGUUCCCCCCCACAGCUACAGCAUCUUGGCUUGGUACCCUCCCCACAUUUCCCAUACUCAUGGUCCCCAGUGCACCUCGCACAUCUCCUGUUCUCCUUACAAUAUCUUGCAAUGUGGCCAAAUGACUGACACUUGUAACACCUCAUCGGCUUCGGUAUAAAUGCCCUCACAAAAUAGCUAAUGUACUCUAGGUAAACUUUAUCUGGGAUUACCUCUCCUUCAAAUUCUACCAACACUGUCUCGGUUGUCUUCUUUUCUGGACCCCUUGUCAUUCUUUUAACAUUGGCAAUUCCCGUGCCCCUAGCACGUAGCUUCUCCUUCAACUCCUCAUCCCCUACCUCGAUAGGAAUCCCAGUAAUCACUCCCUUACAUCUUCUCCCCUGCACUCCAACCCGCACUACCCUCACCACUCUACUCUCACCCACCUUAGUUAACUUCCUCACCAAGGCUUCCUGUACAUCACUUGAACAUUCCACAAUUAAAUUGCCGUCUCCCAAAACCCUCGCAUACUUCAGCUCUCCGCACUUCCCUGUCAGUUCCCUUGUCAGCUUAAACGGAUUCAUUUUCCCUAUCCCACCUCCCUCAGCAAACCGUAUAACCAACCUAGUUCCUUCCUCCCUGCUCUCUCCCUCAGAACUAAAACUCUCCAUGUCUUCUUCAUUCGAUGAAUUUUGACUGUUCGUUCUUGGUCUCUUUCCUUCUCUCCCCUGUCCCCCAUCCCCUUUCCCUACACUUCCAUCCUCCCUCCCGGCCCUAGAUCCCCUCCUACCCCUACCUUUCAUCCCUAUCCGCUAAGGUUAUAGAAAAGAAAGAAAUAAAGAAAGAAAGAAAUAAAGAAAGCAAGGUAACGGGCACCGGUCCGGACCUAUACAGGCCGUCGGUCGAUACCCGUCCCCGGAAACCCUAACGUUAUUUUAAUCUGACCGAUUAUCUAAUUCACCCAGCUAAAUCUCAGACGUAACUUUGCUUUAUCCUCCGAAGUACAUUCAUACACUCCAGUCACUUCAAUUCUCGCGCCCACACCGAACCACGAUGACGAUCCUCCUCUCAGCCCGCGACUGCCAUCCACGUGCUGUCCACCACGGCGUCCGGAACCGGAAACCGUCCCCAUCCGAGAUGCGGUCGUCGCCAUGUUUGUGUAUUUCUGAUGCUAAGGCAACGAGACUCGGCUCCUAUUGGUCCACGUGACAAAAAUCGCUUCACCCCCUGCAUAUUCGAUUGCGUGUGUGCAAGUAUCACUACGCCGCAGAGGGGAAAUAGUUCGACACCGAAACACUGAUUACUAAAAAUCGACAGGACGGCAUGAGUAGAUAUAUUUUUUUAGUACUUGCUAUCAAUUGAGCUUUUUAAUGAAUCACAGUUUAUAUUGCACCACUAAAGUGGAACGAACCAACACGAUCUCAUUCAGCCAAUACAGCCUAAUUGUAGGCUAAGCUAAUGUGUAUUCAUGCCACUUCCUGAACGCAGGGUGAUGGGGUGGGGAAGGAGGGGGAGGCCUGUCACUCAUGGCAGACCGCGCCCCUCUCAGUCGAGGCCCGCCCCCACGGAAAAACAGGCUCAAAAGUCAACCUGAAACUUUUCAAGUUGAAUCUGAAAAAAGAAGAUCUGAAUCUGAAAAAAAAAAAUCUGAAACCGAAAAAAAAGUUUUGAAUCCGUAAAAAUAAGAUCUGAAUCUGAAAUAAAUAAAUAAAAUUCAAUCGAAAAAAAAAGUACUCAAAGAUCGAAAUAUACAUUGAAGUGAAAAAUAGAAAUAAGUAAUUUAUUCAAAAGUAUUAAAAAACAGAAUCAAAGUUACAUUUGAACAGAUUUUUUUCAUGCAUUCUGGGAUUUUUCAAAGUUCAAUUUCGAAAUUCAAGACUUUCAGGUACCAUUUUAUUUUUUUCAGGUUCAAAUCUUAUUUUUUCACUUCACUUUUUAUUUUUUCACUUACACUACUUUUUCAAUACUUUUGAGCCUGAUCUGGCUCCAUACUACUUUAUUAAAAAGAAUUGAUAUUAUGAAAAUUGAGGAUGCAUGAAACCCAAUCAAAAUAACCCAUUAUAACCUGCCCUUUGUAGCUGAUACCUGUAAGGUUACAGAUAAAUGUUGUUACACCUUAGUAUUUUUAAGUCUGAACAUUUUCUAGUUCUUAGAGCAAUCAUUAUUGUUCACUCAAAAACUCAGAAAACCUCUUAAACUUUAAUUUGUUUGUUUCUUUUACAAUAUGCAUUCUCAGCAGUUGUACAGAAUUGAUGUCAGGAAUCUGUAUGUCUUAAGUCAAACUUCUGUCACUGACACUGUUGUGGAUCAGACAAUGAAUGUGUGUAGAGGUCACACCAAACAGGGCAUAUGCCAUUUACUUUCAUAGCAGGUGAAAUCCUUGUUCCUCUUCAGUGUAGGUGGGUUAUUAAGUGCAGUACAGUUCACAAAUGCCUGUUUAAUCUGCUCUUGCCUUCUUGAAUACCCCUGCAGGGUGCAGCUCCUGCUUGUUUUUCAAUGAUGACUUUUUAGCUUUCUUGUGUGCAAAGUGGAGGACAUUUCUCCUCCUCUCUGAGUUCUUGUUGCACAGGUUUUGCAUAUUGCAAGCAUGGUAUACUCCUUUGUAAAAGUCACAAGUAAUCACAUCGGUGCCGUUUUUUUCUUCCUUGUCAGCUUCUUGCCGAUGGGCCUAGUCUCAUCCCUGAAUAUAAUUGUGGACCAAUUACCACCAGCUUCUGUGCUGCAAUAUGUAGCCUUGAUAAAUGAUUUAACGAAACUUUAUCAGUUGUUUUUAACCUGGUAAAACAUGUUAUUUUUGUAAUGUUACUCUGUUGUCUGUGGAUAAUUCAUCUCUAAAAUACCAGCCGUAAAGUCAUGAAUCUCUUGGCAUGAUCCUGAUUGGCACAGCUGCAGAACACCCUUCUCAAGAGGUACUGUGUGGACCAAGGACCUGUUCCAGGAAGUAUACCAAUCCUGUACGAAUGCAACAAUAUGCAGCCACAGGUAAUCUCAGAGGAUAAACCAAAAAACACCCCUACUGAGAUUUUUAAAAACUUUAUACGAGAUUAGUGAAUCACACACUCUUUUUUUUUUUUCUUUUUACCAGUUUUGUUACUACAACACAGACGGGGAAAUCAUAAUCGGAGGGCUCAGAUCUCAUAAGUAUAAUAAUAACCGUUGCCUGAUUGAUCCAGGCUCUGGCAGCACUCCCUCCCUGCAGGACUGUCAGGUGGCAAAACAAAACCAGCUUCAUCAGCACUGGGACUUCAAACAAGUAAGGUCUUGACUAGAUAAACAGUCCAGUACUUUGUUUGUACUCCAGUUUAGCAAAAUGAGUUAUCUGUGAAUGCUGCAUCUUUUCAGAAACUACCAGUGGUGGACAACAUAUACAACACCAACCUUUUAUUCAAAGUAGAGAUCUUCCGGGUCAAACUCUCAAACAAGUGAAAGUUGCUCAGUCAGAUUAAUAGAGAAGUACUCAUUUUUAAAACACUAUGCGUGAGUGCAGUCAAAAUUGCCUGUUUAUCAUGUUUAUGUCCAAUUAGAAAACACGGCUCCUACACAGGAGCAAUAACACGACCAGUGAAAGCAAAGCAAAUGGAAACAUAGGGGAAUAGGAUCGGAUCCAUACCUCCUGACAAAAUUCUCAAACUUGACCUAAGAUAUAACCAUGGGUACUCUGGUGGAGAAUCGUCCUCCUUCUCUGCUGUGGUCAUCUUUUCCACCACUUGAUUAACUGAACUGUUUAUGCUCCAUGUUCAACCUUAGACACAUUUGAGACACAGGUACGGCAAUAUCACUUACACAAACCACAUGGAGAACACGGGAUGUUCAAGUACAGACACUCAAAAAUGUUCUCAAGCAAAUCUACUUAAAGCUAUAGUCUAUAAUCUGAAAACCAGUUUGGCUGUUGAGACAGAUUUUAAAAUCGCAGCCUGCCCCCCCUUCGCUCACCCCUCCCCUCCGUGUUCCAAGAAUCGGCCUCCUGGUUUUUGUGUUUGUCUUCUGCGGCUCCAUUACGCUUCCCGCAUGGGCGGCGGGAUGGUGCGGAGCAGGGGAGACAGGGGAUUGGAUGGACCCACGGACCACUCCGGGUCGGAUUGGUAGAUUGUUAUGCCUUUUUCCAGCGGAUAUACUGAAUGGAUUUUUUUUGUUCUUUUUUAUCUUUAUAUUGCGUAGAUCGGACCAUAGGACUAUAACGGCCUUAUUCCAAAUGGUAGACUUCUAGCUUUAAUUCUAGAUACUGCCAAUGGGAGGCGCAAAAUAAAUCAAUGUUAUUUAGUUGAAGCACUAAUCUGUCAACUUCUCUCUCUUGCUAAAACUUUUGCAGGGGGGAGCCAUCAGAAACAACGUGACAAACAGAUGUCUAGAGGUCGCCCAGGGUGAAAACCUUUUCUAUCAGCUUAUCAUCCAGCAGUGCAGUGGACAGAGCUGGAGGAUUGAUCAUCUUGUGACCAGUUUUUAGUUCAG
Molecule: messenger RNA, 17181 nt
Organism: Xyrichtys novacula (pearly razorfish)
Lineage: Eukaryota; Metazoa; Chordata; Actinopteri; Labriformes; Labridae
Source: the annotation of a GenBank genome assembly